GGGUUGUUCCCUAGCAACUGUUCCCGCCUUUCAACCUUCAGACCACCUCCAUACCCAUCAGGACCUGCCUGCUUCUAAGAAUCACUGUGGCACCACAUCAGGAACCAUGGACCAGGCAACGACAGAGGUCCCAACAUCCCCCAGACUUGAUGUGGCCCAAAGUGACUAUGUGCCUACCAGCAAUGCAUCAGUGGAACCUGAGGAAGGGAAAAAGGAGCAUCUUCGAGCAGGCGUAAGUCCCAGCAGACAGAGAACAUCCCAAAAGACUUCCAGCGCAGUCUCCUGCAAGAACCAAGCAGCUCAGGGAACAAUGAAGAACUCCACGUAUAUCAAAUCCAAGGCAUCUCCUUCUGCAAAGGGUAUUCAGAAUAAAAGACAGAGUAAACAGAAUCUCCAAGCUAAAACUCCCCACAUGCAGAAUCAUCAUUCAAGAAGACUUGAAGAGGAAGGAGAAGAUACUUCUGCCACCAAAGACCCAAGGGCAAGGCUUGAGCCAAGAAGCAGGAACAGCAUUUCCCAUCUGUCUGCAGCAUCCAGGCAGACAGAAGCAGAGAACAACAAAUCCAUGCACAAUGGCAAAGAGUUAGUAGCAGGCCAGCAGCAAACCCCAGGUUCUAAAAUGCCUGGAUCUCUGUGGAAGACCAUCAAAACCAGCUGUGAAAAAGACAAGGAGACCAAUGAGUCCCUGUCAUCAACAGCGCCAGAUACAAAAGCAGAGUGGAAGAUGCCUCUGGAGAAGAAAAACAGUUUGACCUGUGACAACAGCAAAAAUAAAUUUGCCUGUGCAGAUGAACUUAACAGCAAUGAAGAGGAGCGGCGGUCUCUGUGCAUGACAGCACUCGUCAUAGGACAGAAAAGACUCAGUGACCGCUCUGAGGUGGUAAAAAAAAAGUUGGAGUCAUUCGGUGAUUUCAAUGAGCUGGGUUUCAACCUGAGGUCAAAUAUCUUCCAAGGCGGCCCACUGGAAAGCAGAAGUUUAAUGAAAGAUUCCUACACCCCUGAUGUACUUCAGAAGGCAACCAGGGAUCCCAGGAACUGGCAUGGAAGGAGGAUUGAUGACCUAGGGAGGUGGCAUCAGAAAAAUGCCUUAAAUCUUAACCUGCAGAAAGCAUUGGAGGAUAAAUAUGGGAAGAAAAAAGUCAAGCCCUAGAAGAUGAAGUACUGAACUACAUUCACUACAUGAUCUUCUUCCUCAACCACCUAAUAAACCUCCACGUAGAGCACCAACCCA
This is a messenger RNA of Phasianus colchicus (ring-necked pheasant), 1231 nucleotides long. It is a transcript of the gene CIMIP4, whose product is annotated as ciliary microtubule inner protein 4. The record is from RefSeq and is a predicted model, not a curated record. NCBI's taxonomy places the organism in Eukaryota, Metazoa, Chordata, Aves, Galliformes, Phasianidae.